Molecule: messenger RNA, 601 nt
Organism: Chara braunii
Lineage: Eukaryota; Viridiplantae; Streptophyta; Charophyceae; Charales; Characeae
Source: the annotation of a GenBank genome assembly
GCGUUCAUGCAGCAAACCAGCACUGUGGCAAAACCCUAUACACUAUACAUUCCUGCCACGACUAUGCGUCAGCAGCAUGCUGACCACAACAGGAUACCGCACGAAUGACAGGCAUGUGAGGGAUGACAGGGAUGAUGACUGGGAUGACAUGGAUGAUGACAUGGAUGAUGACAUGGAUGACAGGGAUGAUGACAACGAUAACAGCGAUGAUGACAUCAAGAAUGACAAGGAUGACGGGGAUGACGAAAGGGAUAACAGGGAUGAUGACACGAAUGACAGGGAAGACAGGGAUGACAGGGAUAACAGUGAUUAUGACAACGAUAACAGGGAUGAUGAUGCCAAGAAUGACAGGGAUGACAGUGAUAACAGGGAUGUUGACAGAGAUGACGACAGGGAUGAUGACAGAAAUGACGACAGGGAUAACAGGGAUGAUGACAGGGAUGAUGACAGGGAUGAUGACAGGGAUGAUGACAGGGAUGACGACAGGGAUGAUGACAUUGCGACGAUGAUAGGGAUGAUGACAGGGAUGAUGACAAGGAUGAUGACAAGGAUGAUGACAGCGAUUACAGGGUGGUAAGCUGAACAAAUAAGCUUCAACGCA